AUGGCAGCGAAUGCGCUUACUUUAAAAUUUGUACAAAAUGAAGGUUGGUUGAACUUUUUCGAGAAAAAAUUGCUAAUUUUACUACGGUAUGCGAAAUUCGUGCAAUUAUGCGUCGCUGUGUUUGCACACCUGAUUUUUAUUUUCACUGUGCCCGGAACGCGACAACAGAGAAAAUGUUUUGCCUCUACCCUUUUCUCAUACUCUCUCGUGUGUCUUUUUUUCUCUCUCGUCUCUUCACAACCCCACACACUCUCGCUGAAAACUGACUUUUGAAUAAAAACCGCAAUUUGAAAGCUUGAAACUCGGAAUUUCGAAGAAGUAAGAUGAUGAUCAGAAAGAGGAAGAGUAGUAGAACGCAGAGAUAUGAAAUUCACUCAAAAAAGUUCUGGAAACGGCUUUCAAACACGGGUUUGAAAAAAGUGAAUUUCUAUUUUUCAAUUUUUUUCAUCCAAAAAUGAAUUUUUCCAAAAUUUUCGUAAGAGAUCUUGUAGAGAAGGUUAAGCUGGUUAGAUUCCAAUAUCAAAGUCUUAACAAUGAUAGCUACUUCAUGAAAUUAUCGCUCUCAAAGUUUCAUACAUGGGCAAGUUUGGCAGAAAACCAUGAGUUCAAAUGAACAUUAUUUGAAAUUGUGUUUUAACAACAAUGUAAUAUAGGUCUUCCUCUUUCAAAUGAUGUAUAAAACUUCAGCUUUUUGGAAAUAAUUCGAUGAGAAAAUCCAGAUUUGGUUUCAGAAGUUUUUUUCCCCAGAAAAAAAAGAAUGGCCGAGAUUUUUUGUUCUGGCCGAACUAAUCGGAAACUCGGCCAUUGUUGCGCUCAGGGCACAGUGUAUUUUUUUUUAUUUUUGAGCGUUUUCAGUAUUUACAAGGCAGUUUCGGCGAACUCUGAAAAAUUUCAACUAACUUUGAAAUACCAUCUGAUUCGUCUUGUUGAGAUAAAUCAGGAGAACUAUGUAAUUUUCUCUGAGACGCUUUCUCAAAAAAGUUGGAAGCGAACAACUAAUUUUAUAGGCGCACAUAAUUUUGAGCCGGUCUUAAAACGAUAAAGGUUUUCCCAGUUGAAAUUGUUUUUUACAGUUUCACAACAAGAUCAAAAGUCAGAAGAAGCUUCAAUCAAAAGAUGCGAAGAUUUGAUAAUUUCAUAUGCCAAAAAACUGGCAGCUGAAAAUGACUCAAUCGGAAUUCAAACCCUAAUGACAUCGAUCAAAUCAUUCUACGAAGUUUUGGGAAAAGCGAGAGCAAGUAAAUUGAUUCGAGAACUCGUUGAAUUGUGUUUAUCGAUUGAUCAAGGCAAAGCUGAGAAGAUCAAGGUUUUGACGGAUUGUAUUGAAUGGGCCACGUCGAAUCAUCGAGAAUUUUUGAGAAGAAAUAUGCAAGCACGACUUGUUCGAUUGUAUAAUGAAGUUGGCGAAUAUACAGAGGCUCAGAAAUUGGGUGAGUUUGAGUUUUUUUGGUGGACAUUUGAUUUUUGGAUGAAAAACAACAAUUUUCAGCUCAUACUUUGAUCUCCGAAUUGAAAAAAUUAGAAGAUCGUGAACUUCUAAUGGAAGUCGCAUUGGAAGAAAGUAAAAGUUCAUUUUACUUGAAAAACUUUGCCAAAGCAAAAUGCUCUUUGGUUCUCGCGAAAACAUCAGCAAAUGCAGCAUAUGUUACACCACAACUUCAAGCAGCAAUCGAUCUCCAAUCUGGAAUUUUAUAUUCCGCCGAGGAAAAAGAUUUCAAAACUUCGUAUUCGUAUUUCUACGAAGCAUUUGAAGGGUUCAACCAAAUGAAUGACAAGAAAAAUUCGAUGAAAUCGCUGAAAUAUAUGAUUUUGUGCAAAAUCAUGUUGAAUGAAACUGAACAAAUUGAAGGAAUGAUGGCUACAAAAGAAUUUCAGUCGGUUAAAGGAAAACCGAUUGAGGCGAUUCGAGCAAUGGCUGAUGCAUUCAAGAAAAGAUGUUUGAAAUCUUUCCAAGAAGCAUUGACAAAAUAUAAAGAGGAAUUAGUUGGAGAUCGAGUUGUAUCAGUUCAUUCGAUUAGUUUGGAAGAAAAUAUGCUGCAAAAGGAGAUUUCGAGAGUUGUUGAGCCGUAUUCGGAAAUCGAAUUGUCUUUUGUUGCCAGGAAAAUUGGAAUGACUGAACCGCCGAUUGAAAGAGCUAUUGCUAAAAUGAUUCUUGAUCGGAAAUUGCUUGGGUUAGUUUUUUUCCUAAUAAAAAUGUUUGGAUUAAAAAUUUCUAAAUAAAACCGGGACUUUUGUGAAAACUGAAUUUUAGAUCUCUUCUCUUUGAACUCACUAAUUUUAAGUAUUUCUCAGAUGUAUUGACCAAAGAUCUGGAACAGUUAUAAUUUAUCCACCAGCAACAUCAAAUCGCCCAUUUAUUCGUGCAAUGACAACAAUUAAAGAAAUCACCAAAUCAGUUGAUGCUUCUUAUCAAAAAGCCAACAAAAACUUGAAGUAA
Molecule: messenger RNA, 2437 nt
Organism: Caenorhabditis angaria
Lineage: Eukaryota; Metazoa; Nematoda; Chromadorea; Rhabditida; Rhabditidae
Source: the annotation of a GenBank genome assembly